AUGGAUACAAACUGCUACCAGUGCUCUAAGCCGAUCAAAUCGCUUGAGUGCAUGCAAUGUAGUGGUUUUUGCAAUCAAGCGGCGCAUCUCAAAUGCGUUAGUCUGAAACGACCGAGUAUGGAUUUCGUGAACGAACACUGCAAUUUAUUAUGGUUCUGCGACAAAUGUAACGACUUGCUCAAAUUAGUGAGGAAUAAACCAAUGACUACGGUAAACGAUAUUGUAUCAGCUGUUUCCCAGGUUAUUCAUAGUUCGCUCUCGGAAUUGAAGGAGGAUUUACAUGAAACUAAACAGUUGACGAAAUCACUCACUGAAAAACUGCACUCUAAUGAUUUUGAACCAAAUCGUGAGAAACCCGUAUGGCCGAGGAUUAAGCGAACUCGUGACAAAUCGGAGCGGGAAACACCAAGAGCCCACCCGAGUACUAAACUUGUUAGUGGUACCAAAUCCGUAGAGAAACAGACACGGGCCGUUGAGACUGUGCCAAAACCACCGGAGAAAUUCUGGAUUUACCUGUCCAGGAUUGCCCGCCAUGUCACCGAGGAUGAUGUCUCUGAGCUAGUGAAAUCCUGUCUACAAACCGAACAAUCCGUGGAUGUUCGAAAACUCGUGCGAAAAGAUGCUGAUCUGAAUCAAUAUGCAUUUAUUUCAUUCAAAAUCGGAGUAGAUUUACAGCUGAAGGAAACGGCUUUGGAUCCAUCAAUCUGGCCUAAAGGAAUAUACUUCAGGGAAUUCGAGUCGCAGGAAACCAACAAGGAUUUUUGGGUACCAGCGAAACAUCCGCGGAUUGGCGAAGGAACCCCAGUAACAGCUUCAACGCAAUGA
Molecule: messenger RNA, 825 nt
Organism: Toxorhynchites rutilus septentrionalis
Lineage: Eukaryota; Metazoa; Arthropoda; Insecta; Diptera; Culicidae
Exons: 1
Coding region: 1-825 (274 amino acids)
Source: RefSeq, a predicted model, not a curated record